AUGACGUCCCAGGCGGUGAGGGUAGCUGUCGCGCUGUCAGGUGGAGUAGACAGUGCCGUCGCUGCGCUUUUCCUAUGUCGUUGCGUAAGUACAUGGCGAGACGUGGAAGCGCUCUGGCGGUCACCGCGUCCCCUCCCAUUAGACACCGUGAUGGACGCCAUCGUGAAGCGGCGGGCAUGGGCAGACAUCACUCAAAGUAGUGCAACAACUCCGAUGCAACAAAACCCUACCACUGCAGUGCAUUACUUCCCUCUCUUCAUGAAAAACUGGGACGAUGUGAGCGAGGACUCUGAUGGCAGUGCGAGUGAUACAUGUGAGAAUGUUGGAGGGAAUCAUCGGCGUAGAUGGUGUGAGGCUGCGGAGCAAGAUUACCACGACGCUGCUGAAGUGGCGCGCUUUGCGGGUUUGCUGUCAGAGAGUGAAGCUCUUCCACUGUUCAACUUUAGCUCCCACUACGUAACGUCGUGUUUUGAUCGAAUGCUGAAUUCUUACGCACGCGGCAACACGCUCAACGUUGAUGUCCUGUGCAAUUCGGAGAUAAAGUUUGGUGCACUUCUUCACGCAUUGCAUACGUCAGGACGAGCCCAAUAUGUCGCAACGGGCCACUACGCGCGUACCAUUUCUCUAGCAGACACCGUAUUUUGUUCAGCUGCGGCAAGUGAGUCGGGGAACGGUAGAUAUACACGUGUCAUUGCACGCCCGUUCACUGCAGGGCAAGACCUCAACGAUCAAACACUGUUUUUGUCACGUCUCUCGCAGCUGCAGCUGUCGAACGUGAUUUUUCCAUUAGGUCAUGUAUUCCAGCGCAAGGCGGAUGUUCGAGUAGUUGCUUCCCAUCUUGGUCUGACACGUGUCAGUGCAAAGAAGACAAGUACGGGGUUGUGCUUUGUAGGUGAACGAUAUAAGCGAAAGUCAGGGAAGGGUGGUGGAUUCGGUGCCUUCCUCACGGAGUACAUGGCAUCGGCUCCAGAAGAGUCCGGUGGAGAAGGUGUUCACGCGGAUGAAGAGACAAAAUAUCUGGAUGCCGAGACGGAGCAAAUAAUAGCGGCUGACCAACUCAACAUUCCAGGAAUUGUAAGAAGGCAAGAUCGGACAUUGCUGCCGGCUCAUUACCUCACAGUUGGACAGCGGAUACGCGGUGCAGCCGGGAAUAGCGGGUCCCCGAGAUGUUACUACGUGCAACGGAAAGAGGUGUCACCCAUCCAUGGGUAUGAGAAGUGUGGGGAAAACUGCUGCAUUCGGUACCUGCGAAAUGUGUGGCUGGUGAAUCGAUGGAACCACCCACUUCUGUAUAACACACUUGUCAAGUUGAGCGAUGUUGUACUUCCACUACGUAUGACGCAGCUGCUGAUGUUGUCUCUGGCAUUCCCACCAUCGAGAUCACCGCGGCAUGGAGAGGAAGGGGAAGAGGUGUGUCUGCGAUGUUCUUGCUGUACACGGCACCAGGACCCUCUGCAUCCGGCAGUGCUACGGUUUCGCGCAUGCGAGGUCCAAGAGUUCGCUGGUGGAACGAGCGUCAACUUCGCAGUCGUUGAGUUUGACACGCCGGUCCGAGCUGCCACCGCCGGGCAGACGCUGGUUGGGUACUGCCCCAUUAAUCCAGUUACGCUGUCUGUGAGCUCCGCUGUGCAUUCUGCUUCGUGGUAUGUGGUAGCCAGUGGUUGGAUUAUUUAG
Trypanosoma brucei brucei TREU927 is the source of this 1674-nucleotide messenger RNA. RefSeq names its product tRNA-methyl transferase, putative. The record is from RefSeq and is a predicted model, not a curated record. The transcript has a single exon. Bases 1 to 1674 code for a protein of 557 amino acids. Lineage: Eukaryota; Euglenozoa; Kinetoplastea; Trypanosomatida; Trypanosomatidae. Gene Ontology annotation, biological process: tRNA wobble position uridine thiolation.